Molecule: messenger RNA, 3264 nt
Organism: Dicentrarchus labrax (European seabass)
Lineage: Eukaryota; Metazoa; Chordata; Actinopteri; Moronidae
Gene: snx4
Product: sorting nexin 4
Exons: 14
Coding region: 69-1382 (437 amino acids)
Biological process (GO): protein transport
Molecular function (GO): phosphatidylinositol binding
Source: RefSeq, a predicted model, not a curated record
GCGCAAAGCAGAGGGAACUAGCACUCUGCCAGCUCAGCUGACAACCGGAGCAGCUCGGCGGCCAGAGGAUGAUGGCAGACUCUGCAAGUACCGAAGAAGUAGCUGUGAUCGGUAACACCGAUAUCACUUCAGCGGAAUCCGAAAACAACAUCAUAAACACGAUGGUGGAGAGGGGGACAGCUCUGUUGAGAAAAAUGGAGAUAAAUGUGGCAGAGGCAGAGAAGAGAACAGGGAAGAACACCGUUAACAUGCAGGAAACCUAUACUGUCUACCUCAUAGAAACCCGGCCAGCUGAAUCUGUCCCAGAGGGGGGUACGCCUGCCACGCCCGACACUUUGUGGAGACGCUACAGCGAGUUUGAGCUGCUCAGAAUGUACCUCCUGGUCACCUACCCUUACAUCAUCGUUCCUCCACUACCAGAGAAAAGGGCAGAGUUUGUGUGGCACAAGCUGUCAGCCGAUAACCUCGACCCAGACUUUGUUGAGCGACGGAGAGUCGGCCUGGAAAACUUCUUGCUGCGUGUUGCAUCACAUCCUGUCCUUUCCAAUGACAAAAUCUUCUUCCUCUUUCUGACGGAGGAGAAGGGAUGGAGGGAAGAGGUUUUGGACACAGGCUUCCAAGACAAGGUGGACUCCAGACUAAAGUCUCUGAGUGCCAUGUUCAGAGUCAAGAACCCUGACAAGCGAUUCACAGCACUGAAACAGUACAGUGAUGAACUGAACACUGUCAUCUCUCAGUUACUCAGGGUGCGGGCGAGAGUAGCAGACAGGCUGUAUGGCGUUUACAAGGUCCACGGUAACUACGGCAGAGUUUUUAGUGAGUGGAGCGCUAUAGAAAAAGAGAUGGGAGAUGGACUACAGAGUGCUGGCCACCACAUGGACACGUAUGCUGCAUCAAUAGAUGACAUUCUUGAGGAGGAGGAGCACUAUGCUGACCAGCUGAAAGAAUACCUGUUCUACACUGACGCUGUCAGGUCAGUAUGCAGGAAACAUGAGUUGAUCCAGUAUGAGUUGGAGAUGGCAGUUCAGGACCUCGCCCAUAAGAAGCAACAGAAAGAAGAGCUGGCGACUGGGACGGUGCGCGUCUUUUCACUGAAGGGGAUGACCAGUAAACUGUUCGGCCAAGAGAGUCAGGAGCAGAGGGAGAGCCGGUUGGCAGCCUUGGAUCAGAGUAUCCAGGAGGGAGAGGAAACCGUCAUGGAGAAGAACACGGAGUGCAAAGAGUUUGUGCGAACAGCCUGGGAAGACAUUGAACGUUUUAAGGAGCAGAAGGACAAAGAUUUGCGUGAAGCACUAAUCAGCUACGCCAUUAUGCAGAUCAGCAUGUGUAAGAAGGGAAUCCAGGUGUGGUCCAACGCUAAGGAGUGUUUCAACAAAAUGUGAGCCACUUUCCAGCCAAUCGUUCUCUUGCACCGAAACAAUAGUUAAUCACAUUGUUCAGAGUGAGACCAUCAGCCAAUCAUUCAACUGCAGUUUUACACAGACGGCCAUGGGAGCCCAAAUACUGCCUUCACAUUGUUUGUGACGCUGAAUUUAAGAAUGAUUCUGUCUCCUUUUCUCUCUCGGUCUCUCACACACAUUUAUUUAAAAAAGUAAUUAAUUAGAUCCAUGCCUUUUUAAAUCAAAGUGUCUUAACCGUACUAUUCUCUUGGCACUCUGCUGACUUUCAUACUGCAGAUGAUCCAUGUUUUCAAUAUUUUUUCCUGAAUUGGUUGCACAGCUGACAGCAUGUCCAAGAGGAAAAUCCUGAACUAAUAAUGCAUGAUAGUUGCGCGGUGGGAAGAGCUGUGCAGUGUAUUUCAGUCGUUAUGCUUUUCUUGACUCAUCUCACACCUUGAAAAUGAGCAGAAUUUAGUCAUGAGAAGCUGUGCAUUUCAAUCAGUGGUUCAUUUGACUCUUUUUAGAGUUACUUGUCUCAGAGAAAUUGAAACAAACAGUGUUUUGUGCUUUUCCAUGUGUUGUUUUCGAGAGUCUACUUACAUAUAGGGAUAUCACUUAAAAUACAGUUCUCUGAUGAUAAAGAGGCAAUGAAUGGAGGAAAAAAAACUACACUUGUCACAAAUAGCACCAGUGACCACCUUGGUUGGUCUUAUUUGACACUUCUAAACACAAUUAAUUGGCACUCCUCUAAAGAAUUGAACUUGUACUUUGAUAAUUGGCCUUUCUCUUAAGCUAAAGUCUGCAAAAUUUCAAAUUGUCUCAAUGCAAGAGCAUCCUGGCCUUCCAGUUGUGCAUUGUAAUCAAAAGAGAAAAACUAGGGAAUUGGAGAAUUCAAUCAAUUAACUAAAUUAGCUGAAAUUCUUGUGAUCAGUCAGAAAGAAAUUGGACUGUAAGGUAAAGGGAAGAUGAACCACACUUUAGGAAACCACUACACAUUCACAUUUUCUUUUCUACUUUUUCAUAUAUUUCAUACACUUCAUGCUGAAGUCAGUCUAUGCUGUUAUUGAUCAGCUGACCAAAGUGCUUACGACCAAGUACUUGUAUUGUACAGAUCACAUGGGUAGCACCAGUGAGGGGUGGACGAGCUCGGGGUAGUUUUGUUAAUUGAUAUAGAUUUUUUUCAUUUGUGCCAAAUGCAAAGAGCCAUGAGUAAGAUACAGUUUGUUACAGUAGAGCCUUUUUAAUUCUUAAACUCUUCAGUGGAAGCUCUUUGGAGGACUGCAACAUGGUGCCCCCACAAGCUACCUGAUCUACCAAGUACAAACACAAGUGUUGUUAAAGGAAACACAUGCAGAUCAACAGGCUACAUGGCUUUGGUACAAUAUUUAAGUACAACAGAGGAGGGACAACAAACUUGUUUGACCCUCUCUGCCCGCCGUCAAUGUGCCUCACCACUUUUCUGAUAUUGAGUCACUGCACUAAAUAAUCGACCAGAGUUCAGAGAAUUCCUCAGGUCAAUGUUUACGAAAAAUACUGACCAAAUAAUGACAACCCUUAAUUGCAUGUUUGAUCCUCGAAAUCCUCAUUACUUUAAGCUUACACAAUGCAUGUUAUACUGUUCCUUCCUUUAUAAUAUCCAUCUGAGGAGGACAAAUUGGUACAAAAUGGAUAUGGAUAUAUAUAUAUAUAUAAAAGUUGUGCAGAGAUUAUUUUUCAUCAGCAUAUGCUAUCUUUUCAGAAUAAACACGAUCAGUUUACUGGAAUAAUCCCAAAUUGAGGCUUUAUGUAUAUUUUUUUUAUGAUAAAUGUGUUCAAUGGGAAAUUGUUUUUAUGUUUAUGUAAUCAUUGUGCUAUGACACUAAUAAACACAUUUCUUUUUUUUAAA